Colius striatus (speckled mousebird) is the source of this 1947-nucleotide messenger RNA. RefSeq names its product mitochondrial transcription termination factor 3 (gene MTERF3). The coding region runs from base 663 to 1913 and encodes 416 amino acids. Gene Ontology annotation, molecular function: double-stranded DNA binding. The transcript has 8 exons. The record is from RefSeq and is a predicted model, not a curated record. Gene Ontology annotation, cellular component: mitochondrion. Gene Ontology annotation, biological process: regulation of DNA-templated transcription; mitochondrial ribosome assembly. Lineage: Eukaryota; Metazoa; Chordata; Aves; Coliiformes; Coliidae.
GCGGCAGCGCCGGCACCCCCGGGGCGGAGUAACCCCGCGGUGGCGCCGGAGGCCGCGCACCUGGUAAAGGCGAAGGCCAUAAGGCUGAGGAUGGUGAAGCUGAGAAGGGUGAUGGUGUGCGGCCGGUAGAAAAACUCCAGCGUGAUAUCCUCCACCUGCUGCUCGUUGAUCAUGCGGAAGUGCAGACGGUAGUUCACGUCGUCCUUGCUCAGGGUCCGGCUCCCCACGCACGACGCCAUCUCGCCCCUUCCCCUAGCCUCAGGGCAGCUCUGCUUCUCCGGAACAGGACGGGACGGCGCGGGGCGGCGCAGCGGGAACCUGCACGGCGCGAACCGGGCGGGCCGCCCGCGCCGCCUCCCGCUGAGGCGCCGCCGCCGAGGAGAGAAACGCCGCGCCCGCCUCGCCGAGGGGCGGAGCUCGCCCUGCCGCUCCCGCGGCGCCCUGCGCCCACGCGGUGAGGGAAGAAGGAACGACAGGGGGAUGGGACCAUACCGCCCCCUUUGAGCAAGCGCUGGGAAGGAACCGUAUCUGCCUUUUCCUCCCCCUCUCGUUGCUUCAGAAUGGUUUCGCCUGCGCUGUGGCUGGGGAGGGGCACGCACGUGGGCUAGGCCGCGCGCGGGAGGAGCGCGUGGGGCAGAUGAGCUGGUGCGCUGAGAUAGAAGAUGGCUUUGUGGGCUCGACAAGUCUCCCGCUGGCGUUGCCUGCUGCAAACGGCGUCUGCUGCAGCAUUUCCCCGGAGGCUGCGUGGCCACAGUAGCAGCGCGCAGGCACGUCAUGUGCUAGCCCCUCUGGCUCUGCUGCCCUCUAGGAAUGACGUUCUCCCGUGGAGAUUGCAGGCAUACAGAUGUGUUUCGGUAGGAAGCUGUUCUCCAUCUAACAGUGCCAAGGAUGGAUCCUUUUCGUCUCCAGAAAGUAACUUGCCUUCACCGGUAAAACAGGAACAAGGAAAAGCAGAAACGUUACCUAAUAUAGAUGCAAAAACACUAUAUGAAGACUGGGAUGACGUCCCACCUUCAUCUGCUUUGGAGGAAAUUUCUGAGGAAGAAGCUGUACAGAUCAUUGCAGAACCACUUCUUCCCCUCCACUCUUCCACGCUCCGGGAUUAUGUUGACCACUCAGAAACCCUGGCAAAGCUUGUCCACCUAGGAGUUGACUUAUCCCAAGUGGAGAAACGUCAAAAGGCAGGUCAGCUCUUACUGACCUUGGACUUUGAAAAAGAUGUAAGAAAAAUACUUCUGUUUCUUAAGGAUGUGGGUGUAGAAGACAAUCAGCUGGGACCAUUCCUGACCAAAAAUCCAUACAUCCUUGCUGAAGAUCUGGAAGCUUUAGAAACCAGAGUAGCUUACCUAAAAUCAAAAAAAUUUGGUGAAGCAGAAAUUGCUCAGAUGGUCUCAAGAGCUCCAUAUUUGCUGUUGUUUUCAGUGGAAAGACUGGAUAACAGGCUGGGUUUCUUCAAAAACGAACUUGGCCUCAGUGUAAAAAAGACAAAGGAUCUGGUAAUUCGUCUUCCAAGGCUACUGACUGGCAAAUUAGAACCUGUAAAAGAAAAUCUUGAGGUUUGUCAGAUUGAACUUGGAUUUCAACUUCAUGAAGUUCAACAGAUUGUGUUUAAAACCCCCAAGAUUCUAACUGCAAGUAAAAAGAGACUCAAACAGACAUUUGACUACUUACACAAUGUGAUGGGCAUUCCCCACCGCAUGCUUACUCACUUUCCUCAGGUUUUCAACUCAAAACUAUUACGAAUCAAAGAGAGACACAUGUUUCUUAAAUUUUUGGGAAGAGCUCAGUAUGAUCCAGCACAACCCAGGUACAUCUCUCUGGACCAGCUCGUAUCCUUGCCCGAUGAGGUGUUUUGUACAGAGAUUGCCAAAGCUUCUAUAUGUGACUUUGAAAAAUUCUUAAAAACACUUUAAGUAGUGACAUAUGUAAAAAAGAACAGAAUAAAGU